Molecule: messenger RNA, 4422 nt
Organism: Capronia coronata CBS 617.96
Lineage: Eukaryota; Fungi; Ascomycota; Eurotiomycetes; Chaetothyriales; Herpotrichiellaceae
Product: sterol 3beta-glucosyltransferase
Exons: 3
Coding region: 1-4422 (1473 amino acids)
Biological process (GO): carbohydrate metabolic process
Molecular function (GO): UDP-glycosyltransferase activity; hexosyltransferase activity
Source: RefSeq, a predicted model, not a curated record
AUGGCGAGUCUUGACCCUCCUCCCAAGAAGACUGGCGGUCGCAAGCUCCAAAAACGCAAUCCAAACCUCAACCGCCUUCCCUCCUCCCACAUUCCCAGUCGCCUCCGCCUGGGUCCUGACGCUCAAGACGACGUGACUGCUCCAAGCAGAGGCAGAAAUGCUCCAGCUGCAUACAUGAAUCAGUCCAUCUUCUCCAUGAUUGCGGCGGCGGGGUCGCGGACAGACUUCAAUGCCAGAUUCAACGAUUCGAGCGAGAGUGAAGAUGAGAUUGCCGAGGAAGAACAAACAACAGCCCCGGGAGACAGACCGGAAGCGAGUACUUCGGCGCCCGUAAAGAACGAGCCAGCGAAAGAAGAGGAUACACAAAGUGAGCCUACAGACCAACGAUCGCCUGGACACCGGAUAGUGCGGUCUCUUCCGCGGCUGUCUGCCAGGGCUUUAAAACGCAAGGACAAGGACCGGCCUUCCCAACAGAGUGGCAGUCCCGACAGCGAUAAAACCUCGGAAUCCUCCCGGAGUAAUCCUCGGGAUGCGCCCGUUUUAAGUCGACUACUCAGUGCAGAAGCGGAAUUCCAAGAGAGUGGCGGCAAUGACACGCAGAGGGAGCCUGGGUCAGACGCCCAGCAACCCAGAACGAGGGCCGAAUCAUCACCUCAAACACUUUUGGCUGCAAGAUUGAUGGAUAUCUUUGGGUUUGACAAGCCAGAAACAGUCCUGGCGGAAUAUCCGUGCUGGUUGCUACAGAGUGUCCUACUACAGGGCUAUUUGUAUAUCACCAAACAGCACCUCUGCUUUUACGCCUAUCUUCCGAAGAAAUCGCACACUGUCGCCAAGAACGGGUACCUCGCAAAGAAAGGUCGGACCAAUUCCAAGUACAAGAGAUACUGGUUCUCAUUGAAAGGGGACGUCCUUUCAUACUACACCGACCCAUCCAACCUGUAUUUCCCUUCGGGGAACAUAGACCUCACGUUCGGCAUCUCUGCUGCUCUCUCCACUGAGAAGGGCAAACGCAAGGAGUGCAGGGACUUCUCCGUGACGACAGACCACCGCACAUACCACUUCCGUGCCGACAGUCCUUCAAGCGCCAAAGAAUGGGUGCAGGCCUUGCAGAAGACCAUCUUCCGAUCUCACAAUGAUGGAGACAGUGUGAAGAUAUCUUUGCCGGUGGAGAAUAUCAUCGACUUCGAAGAAAGUCCUGUUGUGGAUUUUGCCGAGACAGUUAAGAUCAGAGUGAUCGAAAGCGAAGAUUCCUAUGCCAUUGACGAGUACUUCUUUUCUUUCUUCAGUUUCGGCCAGGAUGCACUCCACGUCUUGGGCGAGUUACUCACCGAAGCGCCUGCAAGAAGGAGAUCGGAAGAUGUGUUCUCGCCAAUAAGACGAGCCGAGAGUCCGUCCAGCCCCCAAAGUAGGCCAGCUGAACUCGGGCCUGGGAGUCCUGGACGCCCUUCGACUCCGGUUUUGAAGGACAGCAUCAGAGCAACCUUGCUACCGUUUUCCCCUGGUGGUGAUGGCAGAAUGUCCCCCAGAAAGAGUGGGGAGCUGAGCCGUGGAGCUAGUCCGUCGCGAUCAAGUGGCGAGCUUCCGCGUGAAUAUGGUCGAGCCAGCUUUGAACGGGGCCGCAGAAGUGGAAGUACCAGUCGUCUUGAGGUGAGCGCCUCUCGACGCAAUGGCAGGUCCCCCCUUGCGAGGCAUCACGAUUCCGAAGAUUCCUAUGUCCCCUCCAUCGACAAAGAGACGGAUUCAUCCACAGCACCAUUAUCGCCGAGAGUGGAAGCCCAAAUGUCUGCUAGCCAGAUCCUGACUCGCAGCGAUGUGUUUCAUUCUCGACCGGCCAAUCGAAUGGAGACAUUGGCUUCGGUCUCCACGGAGCCUACGCGAACAUCUUCGGACGGUGGCACCAUUCUUUCCAGUUCACCACACCGGGAGGCAGCCUCGCCUAGGGCGGUGCGAGGCAUGGCUGACGUGACCGGACAUUCUCCGCGAGGCGCUCGAGCACCAGUGCACAACGAAGCCACAUUCCCCGACAACGACAAGAAAGUGGGCAAAGAUGACCCGUCACCCGCGCUCCAGGAUCUGGUCAAAGCAGGGACGUAUCCUCUUCAACGUGCAGGUGCCUUUGCCUAUUAUCUCAAAAAUCGAUCCGUGUCGAUGAGGAAGCUGUUGGCAGAGGAAUCCAUGUCGUAUCUGGAGAAGGUAUCGGGGAUGUGGGCCGGUGGCAGAAAGCACUACGGGGAGAACGAAGGAAUCGUGCCUGAGGAUCGGGGUAUCGACCCGGAGGAUGAAGAAGCCAACGUGGGCCACGGUGAUCGAUUUCGUGCACAUUUCGCCUUGCCUCCCACCGAGAGAUUGCAGGCGACCUACUUUGGCUUCCUACACCGUGUGCUGCCGUUAUAUGGUAAGAUCUACAUCAGCAACCGGAAAUUCUGCUUUCGGAGUCUCCUUCCUGGUACACGCACGAAACUGGUCCUGCCCUUGAAGGACAUUGAGAAUGUGGACAAGGAGAAGGGGUUCCGUUUCGGGUACCACGGCCUGGUGCUGGUCAUCCGUGGCCACGAAGAAUUAUUCUUCGAGUUCAGCUCGGCGGAGCAUCGAGACGACUGCACGGUCACACUCUUACACAGCUUGGAGACUGUUCGAUACAUGGCCGAGUCUGGACUGCUUGGACAGCAAGACGAGGACGAUGCAGAGGCCGCCAGAGAAGAACACCGCAUGCUUCAGGAAGCCCGCCGCAACUCGGGUGGAGAGCAUCAACUUGUGCUGCCCGACACUGCGGAAGCGAUCUACAGUCACGCCGAAACUUCAGCUGCUUCGAUGGGUGACCCCGGUGCCUCGAUCAUCAACUUCCGCCCAAGUGCGCCAAUGCGAAUUACGUGUCUCACGAUCGGCUCCCGAGGGGACGUGCAACCCUACAUUGCUCUGUGCAAAGGCUUGUUGGCCGAAGGGCACCGACCGCGAAUUGCAACGCACGCGGAGUUUGGCCCUUGGGUCCAAAAGCAUGGCAUUGACUUCCGGCCGGUGGAGGGCGAUCCUGCGGAGUUGAUGAGGAUCUGCGUGGAGAAUGGCAUGUUCACUUACUCCUUUCUACGGGAAGCCUCGGUCAAGUUCCGCAGCUGGAUCGACCAACUACUCACAUCAGCGUGGCGGGCGUGUCAAGACAGCGACCUGCUGAUCGAGUCACCGAGUGCGAUGGCAGGCAUCCAUAUCGCCGAGGCCCUUGGAAUUCCGUAUUUCCGGGCCUUCACGAUGCCGUGGACUCGGACGCGAGCGUAUCCUCAUGCGUUCGCGGUGCCGGAGCACAAGAUCGGCGGGGCUUACAAUUACUACUCGUAUGUCAUGUUUGACAACGUGUUCUGGAAGGCGAUUGCGGGACAGGUCAACCGGUGGCGCAAGAAGGAACUGGGCCUGCGCAGCACCAACCUGGACAAGAUGCAGCCCAACAAGGUGCCCUUCUUGUACAACUUCUCGCCUCAUGUGGUGGUACCGCCCCUGGACUACAGCGACUGGGUGCGCGUGACGGGAUACUGGUUCUUGGACGAAGCGCAAGACUGGCAGCCCACCGAAGAACUGACGGCGUUCAUCCGGAAAGCUCGGGACGACGGGAAGAAGCUGGUGUACAUCGGCUUCGGGUCGAUUGUGGUGUCCGACCCUGCCGCACUGACCAAAACCGUGGUCGAGUCGGUGAUGAAGGCGGAUGUGCGGUGCAUCCUGUCCAAGGGCUGGAGUGACCGACUGGGUGACCCGACGAGGGCGGUCAAGGCGGAAGUCCCGCUCCCGGCGGAGAUCUUCCAGAUCAAGUCUGCACCACAUGACUGGUUGUUCCGACAGAUUGACGCCGCGGUGCACCACGGAGGCGCCGGGACCACUGGGGCCAGUCUGCGGGCUGGUGUGCCGACCGUGAUCAAGCCGUUCUUUGGCGACCAGUUCUUUUUCGGAUCGCGCGUCGAGGAUCUGGGCGUGGGGAUCUGUCUGAAGAAGGUCAACGUCAGCUUGUUCUCGCGCGCCCUAUGGGAAGCGACGCACUCGGAGCGAAUGAUUGUCAAGGCACGACUACUCGGCGAGCAAAUCCGGAAGGAAAAUGGAGUGCAGACCGCCAUUCAAGCAAUCUACCGAGACCUCGAAUAUGCCAAAUCUCUGAUCAAACCACGUCCAGCAGGGCCAGGGACAUCGGCGAGCGCAACCGGCGAGCCGGACGAUGGCGGCGACAUCGAAGAGAACUGGACGUUCAUUGGCGACGAGAGCGAUCCGGAGAUGCAACGACGCAUCCAAGACUGGGAGUCGCCGAGACGAGGUCGAGCUGGGCCUCGUUGGAGUAUGGAUUCCCCUGCUCCGGCAACAACACCAGGUCCGGCGGCAGCGGCGGCAGCGCCAGCAGCAGGGUUGCGGGCCAUGCAACGGGUGGAACCGGUGAGGAAGGGUAGGUAG